AUCAUGCUAAUCGGAUUUUUCAAAGUUGAUUCUGUAAGUCGUCUUUCUCUUCCAGAGUUUUCUGGUUAUCACUGUAGGUUCACGAAUAAUCCGUUUCUACGCAAGAGGCCGUUUUUUGUCGAUACAAAUAAGUGUGUCCAUAAAACAAACAUAAAAAAAUAUUACAUAUUUAGGGGCACCCUAGGGGAGGUGUCCACUACAACACACUGGACCCCCCCCCCCCCCUCCUGUCUGGUGAAUCAGACAUAGCAGCGGUCAACUGAAGAACAGGGGGGAGCAUGGUAACGAAUGUAAACCUGCAAGUUCAGCAGUAAGCUUUGAGCAUUCAUAUCGUUCAAAUCUCUGGAACAAGAUUCAUCUCUGAUCAACAUGAUUCUUCUGCUUCAUUUAUUUCUGGCAUCUCAGUUGAUUAGUGUACAAGAAGGGUUUGUUAUAUUUCCUUCUCUUCUACCUGGCUUCGGUUUACCUGCUGCACCUGGUCUACUUGCUGCACCUCCUCAGGGAGGAGCAUCCUGUACAGUAGCUUGUCUUAAUGGUGUUUGUAAACAAACUUGCUGUAUUGAGGGGAAAUGUACGGACACCAACAAUUUAGCAGCACAACCUAUCCUUACCCCAGCUCCUAUUGAAGAAAAGAGUUCCAGUCCUAAACCCUCUACCCCAACUACUCCUGCUCCAACGCCUAAACCUAAACCUGGAAAUGUGAUCACAAGACCAAAUUCAGGCAAUGAUUACGAUUACAAAUACUAUUCAGAAUAAACGUCUAUGGCUGAACCAUUUACAGGAACAAAUAUCGCAGCGCUGAAGAUCCUGGUUCAAAAGUUUCCAGCACAAGUUAAAACAAAAUGUGCAAUAAAAUCAGAUGUUCAUUUUUUUCCUUUCAAAUGUUACAAAAAUAAUAUAUUUGUUUGAGUUUGUAUGCAUCUCUUUUGCGCAAAUAUUUGUUCUAUGCUGCCAAAAUAAUAAAUCUUUUAAAAUGUAAA
Messenger RNA from Eurytemora carolleeae, 980 nucleotides. RefSeq lists its product as uncharacterized. NCBI's taxonomy places the organism in Eukaryota, Metazoa, Arthropoda, Copepoda, Calanoida, Temoridae. Bases 370 to 756 code for a protein of 128 amino acids. The transcript is spliced from 3 exons. The record is from RefSeq and is a predicted model, not a curated record.